AUGGCGGUGGAAGCGGCGGCAGCGUGGUACGAAGAGUUGCGAGAGGUCGAGUACCGCCAGGAGUCGAUCCAUAUGCACAUUGGGUCCAUCUCCAGGAGGUUGAUGAUGGUCAAGGAUUUGUCAGAGGCAGAGGUGGCCAAGCUCAAGGAAGAGCGCAAGGCCUUGCAAAAGGAGGUUCAACGGCUUGCCCUUGAGAUGUCGCCGAGGCCGGAUUUCUCAUGA
Molecule: messenger RNA, 222 nt
Organism: Miscanthus lutarioriparius
Lineage: Eukaryota; Viridiplantae; Streptophyta; Magnoliopsida; Poales; Poaceae
Source: the annotation of a GenBank genome assembly